This is a messenger RNA of Suncus etruscus (white-toothed pygmy shrew), 2536 nucleotides long. It is a transcript of the gene SLC25A46, whose product is annotated as solute carrier family 25 member 46. The transcript is spliced from 8 exons. Gene Ontology annotation, cellular component: mitochondrial outer membrane. The record is from RefSeq and is a predicted model, not a curated record. Gene Ontology annotation, biological process: axon development; mitochondrial membrane fission; mitochondrial fission. Bases 1 to 1578 code for a protein of 525 amino acids. NCBI's taxonomy places the organism in Eukaryota, Metazoa, Chordata, Mammalia, Eulipotyphla, Soricidae.
AUGAAGACAGGUAGCGGGGCCCGGCCGCGGCCCGGAGCGCGGAGGCGGCCGAGCGCGCGGGCUGAGGCGGGCGGCCGGGCGGAGGCGGGCGGCGGGGCGGGCGGGCGCGGCAGCCCCGCAGCCUGGGCCUCCAGCCGGGACGGCCGGGCGGGCCCCUGGGCGCGCCGCUCCCUCCCGGCGGCCCUCGCGCGCGGCCCCGGAACCGCCGGCGCCCCGCCCCGCCCCGGACGCCGGACGCCGGAAGCCGGAAGCCGCCCGCCGCGUGACCGCCGGCCGCCAGUGCGCGGCGCUUCCGGGUCCGGCGCGCCCGACGCGGCGGCGCUGCUGCUCUCCCCGGAGCGCGGAGGGGCGGCGGUCGGUCCCGGCGCGAUGCAGCCGCGGCGUCCGGACGGCUUCGACGGGCUGGGCUACCGCGGCUUCGGCGGCGGCGCGGCCGACCUGGGCCGCUGGGUGACGCCGCCGCCCGACAUCCCGGGCAGCCGCAACCUGCACUGGGGCGCGCGCAGCCCGCCCGGCCCGGGGCCGCCCACGCCGCGCGACGGCCCCGCCGACCCCGCCGACCCGGCCGGCGGCCCGGGAAGCCAGGCGCGCGCGCAGGGCGGCGAACAGUUGAAUAGAUUUGCUGGAUUUGGUAUUGGACUUGCAAGUCUCUUUACAGAAAAUGUUCUGGCCCAUCCUUGCAUUGUUCUACGUCGCCAAUGUCAGGUUAAUUACCAUGCUCGAUAUUAUCAUCUCACUCCAUUUACGGUCAUAAAUAUUAUGUAUAGCUUCAACAAAACUCAGGGACCACGAGCCCUGUGGAAAGGAAUGGGAAGUACAUUUAUUGUCCAGGGAGUCACACUUGGAGCAGAGGGACUAAUCAGUGAAUUUACACCUUUGCCAAGAGAAGUUUCACAUAAAUGGAAUCUUACACAAAUAACAGAACACCUUUUACUAAAAUCCCUAACUUAUAUGGUGGCAAUGCCUUUUUAUUCAGCAAGUUUAAUUGAAACCGUACAGAGUGAGAUCAUUCGAGAUAACACAGGAGUUUUGGAAUGUGUCAAAGAAGGACUUGGAAGAGUGAUGGGCUUAGGAGUGCCUCACAGCAAACGACUCCUUCCACUUCUUUCCUUGAUCUUCCCUACCGUGCUACAUGGGGUUCUUCAUUACAUCAUCAGUUCACUCAUUCAGAAGUUAGUCUUACUAAUUCUAAAGAGAAAGGCUUAUAGUAGCCACUUAGCUGAGAGCACUAGCCCUGUGCAGUCUAUGUUGGAUGCUUAUUUCCCAGAACUUAUUGCUAACUUUGCUGCCAGUCUUUGCUCUGACGUUAUACUUUACCCAUUGGAAACAGUUUUGCACCGCCUUCACAUUCAAGGAACACGCACAAUAAUUGACAAUACAGACCUUGGCUAUGAAGUGCUUCCAAUUAACACACAAUAUGAGGGCAUGAGAGACUGUAUCAACACUAUAAGGCAGGAGGAAGGAGUGUUUGGUUUUUAUAAAGGGUUCGGUGCUCUUAUAAUCCAGUACACGCUGCAUGCAACUGUUUUGCAAGUUACCAAAAUUAUUUACUCUGCAAUACUUCAAAAUAGCAUUUGAGAUUUAGGUUCCAGAUUCUUCUAAAAGACAUAAGAUGGAUGGAUACCUUGUUAUGAAAUUAUGAGGGAUAAAGUAAAAAGUACUGUACUAGCUGAAAGGUGAAAUAGAACGUGAUAUCAAUUUUUUGAUGCUUAUUUACUUUUUAAAAAUUAGGCAUGAACAAAAUACUCCAAAUUUGAAGAUAUAUUACAAAUAAAAAACAAAUUAAAAUCUAUCUAGUUUAGCACUUAUGCUAAACUCAAAAUGAUUUGGGGCAGAAAUGAAAACUUGUUAGCAAACAUGAGCUACUACCUCAUGGAGUUGAAUUUAUUUCAUCCGAUUUUCAUACAAUUGACAGUUACUUUAGCUUCUAGGAUUAUAGUGACAUCCUUAAUAUAGUUUCUGACACCAGAAGAAAGUUUACCUCAGCUAAAUAAAUGCCAUCUGUGAUGUAGGCUAGAGCAAUUAGAUUUGGCAAUCUGUAAACAAGAAUUGGAAAUUUCAUUUUUUCUACAUACAUAAAUAAAUGUGUACAUUUAUUUGGACCAUUAUGCACACCCAUAUAUGUACACACAUAAUUUCCUCAUUUCUUUACAUUAUCCACUCAAUCAGCUUAUUCCAUAAAAUAAAAUCAAACACAUUCUGCCUAAAUGUUUGAAAAAAAUCAGGGUCCCCUAGUACUUAAACAGCACUUUUUGUCCAUAAUCAAACUCAACAUUUUAAUGGCAGUAUCUUAAAAUACAUAAUUUAUAAAGUUUUAUUUACUUGCCUAGUUAGGUGAAUCAUCAGACCAUUUUUAGAAAGAGACUAAAAUCAUGAUAACAUUACUGUUACCAUAUUUACAGUGUGUGUGCUAAAAGGAAUGUUACUUGCCUUUCAUUUAUGAAUGACUUGUCUUAAAGGAGGCCAUUAAAAUCCACCUGGAAAUUUGUACUUCUUGCCUUAUGUAUAAUCAUCAUUAAAUAAUGGCUUUAAUUUU